This is a messenger RNA of Entelurus aequoreus (snake pipefish), 4939 nucleotides long. RefSeq names its product IQ motif containing K (gene iqck). The transcript has 9 exons. Gene Ontology annotation, molecular function: protein binding. Lineage: Eukaryota; Metazoa; Chordata; Actinopteri; Syngnathiformes; Syngnathidae. The record is from RefSeq and is a predicted model, not a curated record. Bases 305 to 1267 code for a protein of 320 amino acids.
CAGUCUAUUUCAUUUUAUAUUUCCAUAAGUUCCAAAAUAUGUACAUUUGCCAACAUUACGGCGACAAACGGAACAAAUGUGCAGAAAUGGUUUACCCGGAACAUAUUAGACGGCGGACAUCCUAACAACAGCCUUUUCCUUAGCGACCCUUUUCACAACAAUAGCUCUAUGACGACAGCGACGUCAGGAACUAACGAUAGGCACUUUUAAUGUAUCAAAAUGCUUAACUUUUAUUGACUUAUGUUAAGUAAUAUUGGUGUUUUUUUUACUGUAUAUUGAAGAUAUAUUGUUAAAUAAUACAAAAAUGUUCAGCCACAUGUCAAGCCCCCAAUAUUCUCCACGUUAUACCUCCAGCGGUAUGAGAAGGUCCCUUUGGGAUGAGGUUUGUACCGAAUAUGAAGCAAGUCUGCCCACUCCUCCCAGUGUUAACUUGACCAGUUCAGAGUCCUCUGUCCAAGCUGCCAAGGUGGAUGAAGAGGAGGAUGAGCUUCUGACAGACCUUGACCCCCUGCUGCACUACCCUGCACAUCCUGGAUUCUCUGUGUUUGGAGCACAUUCUUCUUUAAAGCACAGAAGGCAGACAUCAACAACUUUCUGUCCACAGCAGUUCCCACAUCCUGUCACAAAGUUCAUGGAAGACAAAGUGUUCCAUGUGCUGUCGCCUGCAAUUGAGGCUUUGCUGAAAGAAGCUGAGAAACAAGGUUGUUUGGAGAAGAAGGUAAUAACAUUUUAUCCCUUUGAUUACCUGGUGGAGUGGCUCUACAAUCAUAACCCCCGCAGACGAGGGUAUCCCUUUGUAAAAUUCCAUGACAUCCCAUUCGUCAAAUCCUGGCUCAUCUUACAUCCGAGGCCUCCUGUGCCCCUCUACCUGCAGCUGAGUGACGACGAAGCUGCUGUGAUCAUCCAGGCUUUCUGGAGAGGAUAUCAGGUCAGAGCACAGCCUUAUGUGCAGGAGCUGCGGCAGUGGCAAACGAACCUGAGGGAAACUCGCGACAUUCCCAACUCUGUCAGGGAAUUCUGGGCUCGGGUUGAGAAGCGAGUGGGUUCGGUCAUGUCGGACGCUGCUGAAAGCUCUCAAACUUCGGAAAACUCAGAAAAUUCCGACUUGAGCAUCCAAGUGGUUUCUCCCACCCCGCAGAGCACGGCCGUGCACACGCCCACCGACCGAAUGACCCCGGACGGCAUUGAGCGUCUGAAGCCCGGUCUUUAUAGCGUGGAUGAGAUGAUCAACAUGGCAUCACUGUCCAGGUCAUAUGCACCACCUUAACUAUACUAGAUGACAUCAACUGUGUCUAGUCUAUUCUUUUAGCGUUUUUAGCUGUUAAUGUCUCGUAUAUAUCGAUGUCAUGCUGGCCCUAGCGAUUCAUCACAUGCGCCAUUAAACAUCUUGUAACCAAUCCAGCACACCCAAGCAAGGCUUUAUGCUUUAAUAUGCACGUCUAACCACUCAGUGGCUUAGUGGUUAGAGUGUCCGCCCGGAGAUCGGUAGGUUGUGAGUUCAAACCCCGGCCGAGGCAUACCAAAGACUAUAAAAAUGGGACCCAUUACCUCCCUGCUUGGCACUCAGCAUCAAAGGUUGGAAUUGGGGGUUAAAUCACCAAAAAUGAUUCCCGGGCGCAGCCACCGCUGCUCCUCAGUACUCCCCUCACCUCCCAGGGGGUGAUCAAGGGUGAUGGGUCAAAUGCAAAGAAUAAUUUCGCCACACCUAUUGUGUAUGUGACAAUCAUUGGUAAUUUAACUUAAACUUUAACUAAUCAGCUUAAAGGCCUACUGAAACCCACUACUACCGACCACGCAGUCUGAUAGUUUAUAUAUCAAUGAUGAAAUCUUAACAUUGCAACACAUGCCAAUACGGCCGGGUUAACUUAUAAAGUGACAUUUAAAAUUUCCCGGGAAAUAUCCGGCUGAAACGUCGCGGUAUGAUGACGUAUGCGCGUGACGUUGUCAGUUUAACGGAAGUUAUGGUACCCCGUAGAAUCCUAUACAAAAAGCUCUGUUUUCAUUUCAUAAUUCCACAGUAUUCUGGACAUCUUUUGCAAUUUGUUUAAUGAACAAUGAAGGCUGCAAAGAAGACAGUUGUAGGUGGGAUCGGUGUAUUAGCAGCGGACUACAGCAACACAACCAGGAGGACUUUGUUGGAGAGCAGACUCGCUAGCCGGCGACCUCACCUUGACUUCCUACGUCUCCGGGCCGCCAAACGCAUCGGGUGAAGUCCUUCGUCCUUCCGCCAAUCGCUGGAACGCAGGUGAGCACGGGUGUUGAUGAGCAGAUGAAGGCUGGCUGGCGUAGGUGGAGAGCUAAUGUUUUUAGCAUGUGCGGUCCGGUUGCUAAGUAGGCUUCAAUGGCGUCGUUAGCACAGCAUUGUUAACCUUCGCCAGCCUGGAAAGCAUUAACCGUGUAUUUACAUGUCCACGGUUGAAUAGUAUUGUUGAUUUUCUAUCUAUCCUUCCAGUCAGGGGUUUAUUUUUUUUGUUUCUAUAUGCAGUUAAAGCACGAUGCUAUCACGUUAGCUCGUAGCUAAAGCGUUUCGCCGAUGUAUUGUCGUGGAGAUAAAAGGCACUGAAUGUCCAUUUCGCGUUCUCGACUGUCAUUUUCAAGAGGAUAUAGUAUCCGAGGUGGUUUGAAAUACAAAUCCGUGAUCCACAAUAGAAAAAGGAGAGAGUGUGGAAUCCAAUGAGCCAGCUUGUACCUAAGUUACGGUCAGAGCGAAAAAAAAUAUGUAUUUCACUGCAUUCUAGUCCGUCACUCUAACGUUCCUCGUCCACGAAUCUUUCAUCCUCGCUCAAAUUAAUGGGGUAAUGGUCCGAAUAGCUCUAGCUGCGUUGAAAACAAUAGGAAAAUAUGAGGGAGUGAACAACUGACAACGUCACGCUACUUCCGGUAGGGGCAAGGUUUUUUUUAUCAGAGACCAAAAGUUGCGAACUUUAUCGACGUUGUUCUAUACUAAAUCCUUUCAGCAAAAAUAUGGCAAUAUCGCAAAAUGAUCAAGUAUGACACAGAAUGGAUCUGCUAUUCCCGUUUAAAUAAAAAAAAUUCAUUUCAGUAGGCCUUUAAUGCUUUCAUUUAUAAUGGGUCAACAUACAGUAUAUAUACUGUAUACCAGUAAUAGUCAAGUGGUGAUCUGUGGGCCAAUUUUGGCCCGUAAAUGACUUCAAACCGGCAUGCUUGUCAUAUACAGAGGAUUUUUGACUGUUGUUUUUAAGGACCGACUGCAAAAAAAAAAACUGUACCCCUGACUGACUAGUGUUUUUUUUUUGCAGUACACAACAGCAGAGUGCUCCUGUCAUCUAGAGCAGUGGUACCCAACCUUUUUUGCACCACGGACCGGUUUAAUGUAGGCAUUAUUUUCAGGGACCGGCUUUCCACUUGUGCCAGAUAAAAAUGCAGCAAAAAUAAGUGCAUGAAAAAUACAACCUGCUAUAACGCUGCAUUAGUGGGAGCCUUGGGCUUGUUUCUUUGCAAUGAGAUGCAGAUGGAAAUCAGUUUUUGGCUACAAUCCGUCACAUUUAUAUUUUAUAUGUUCAUUAAUGUGCAUUGUAUCAUGUCACAAAUCUAUAACAAAUAUAACAAAUGGCAACUUCCUAUGAGGAGUUUUAUUGUACAUCUGUAAACAAGCUUAUUGGUGUGUCUAGUGAGAAAAUGCAGUUGUUUAUAAAUUAUUUAAUAUUGCUCUGCGGCCCGAUAGCAAAUGCGUCACGGACCGGUACCGGUCCCCGGACCGGUGGUUGGAGACCACUGAUCUAGAGAAUCUUUGACUGUAUCGUUUUGCAAUUGGCCCUUCAAAAAAUUAGAGUUCUCUUGUAGAAGAUUCCGCCAUCCUAGUCACUGCUGUUGCAUGUGUGUUUGGGCAAAAAAACUUCACCCACCUGGCCCUCAGUCCAAUCCACACUAUAUGGAUGUUUUUUAGCAGGACUCCCUUAAAAACAGAUUCUUAAUCUCAAUGAGACGUUCCUGCAUAAAGGGGAUCUUUGUCGAGUGGACCUAAAAUAAGCAGAGCACUACUAGCAUUUAGAUGAUCUUUGUUUAUUUUUGUUUUUCUCUGCGUAAUUGCUUAAAAACAUCAGCAUGCUCCUGUAACAUUAGACGGUCUUUGAUGAGGGUUUUUUUUUUUGCAGUAAGUGCUUAAAAACAGCAGAGCCCUCUUGUCAUAUGUAGAAUCUUAGACUUGUAUUUUUUGCAAUACGUCCUCAAAUAAAGCAGAGCGCUCCUGUCAUAAAGAGGAUAUUUAAUGAGUGAUCUUUUAUUUUUUUUAUUUUUUUUGGGGGGGUGCAGUAAGUGCUUAAAAACAGCAGAACCCUGUAGUUAUAUAAAAUAGAUAUUUAACUUGCAUUUUUGUGCAAUAGGACUUUAAAGGAGACCUAUUAUGCAGAACAAACUUUUCUUACCUGAUUGUACCUGCUUUUGUGUAUUUAGGAUCCCCAUAAGUCCCGAAAAUUGUAAAUCAAACAAAAGACGCAUGGUGGAGAUAUUUAUCAAACAAUCAAGUCCGCCAUUGUAGUUUUUCUCUUGUCGCUAUUUUCUUGUUGUGGGGCAGACUGGUCCGUACAUGCACAUGCAUCCUCCGCUGUUGUCAUUUUUAAUAAAAAGUAGCGUAUAGUUGUAAUUUAUAUCUGUCAGUAGACUCCAUAUGGAAGCGCUAAAAACUACAAAAAAGAUUGUCGAGUGAAGGCGCAAUCGAAGUGGAGGCACGUAAAUGAGACUGCCCACAAAAAGGCGCUCCCUAAAUAGACUGUCUGAAAGUGGCUUGAAGAUGGUCUGUAAAACAUAAUCUAUGCAACAUUUUGAGCAAGUAACAACCUUUACAUGUUAUGUAGACUACAAGAAAGUGUUUUAAAUGUAGAAAAAAAAUCCUAAUAUGACAACCCCUUUAAAUAAAGCAGAGCGCACCAGCCGUAAAGAGGAUCUUUGAGAAGUUUUUUUUUUUUUGGCAGUGUUUAAA